This is a messenger RNA of Ilyonectria robusta, 1259 nucleotides long. RefSeq lists its product as uncharacterized. The transcript has a single exon. Bases 251 to 1117 code for a protein of 288 amino acids. NCBI's taxonomy places the organism in Eukaryota, Fungi, Ascomycota, Sordariomycetes, Hypocreales, Nectriaceae. The record is from RefSeq and is a predicted model, not a curated record.
CCAUCACCAAGGGUUCAUCUAUCCAGGCUGAUUCUUCUGCCCGUCUGCCUACUCCAGCCAGCGAGGCCUUGCACUAGCGACACAGCCAAGUUCACUCAAAAGCAAUAAGCCACAGCAUAAGCCACGCAACAUGCCACAACACUCACAUUUCCGAAAAGAAUAACAGACUCAAUUUGUAGCUACCUAAUGUGUGUAAAGACUGACUGAAUGAAUGGGUGGGUGGGUGGGUAAAUGCAUCAGUGACUGAUGAAUGAGCGAGUGGCGGAUAUCGCUAGCCGUAUAUCCCAGCGUACCAGUGCACCUCUCUGGCCAAGUGCCAAGCCGUCGAGAUAAUCACUUGUAUCAGAUCGUUUUCAAAGAGCACCACCAACGAUCUGGUGCACCAGUGUGCAGCCCACUCACUGGCAGCUCUCGCCGUGACCAGCGUCACACGCCGAAAGGCUGCCGCCAUUCUCCAUCCUCGAAGUCGACCCAGGUGGUCCCCCCACAAAGAGCUGCCUUGACCUUGAUUGUUCGGCUAGCCAUUCUUGCGGCUCUCGUCCUCGUUUCUUCGCUCGCGACCAACAGAUCAAUCUCAACUGGUUCUCCCAUAGCCCGAGAGAAGGGCUGGGUAGUUCUCCCACGAUCUGGCCCGAGGCGUCGAAUAUUUGCCAAAGUUUCGAAGACGAUAACACCUCCAUUCCUUCCUCUCGACUUCGUCUCCCCAUUAACCUCCCCAGAAGCUGGCCCCGUUGUACGAGAGCAGCUUCAAACUCGAAAUAAAAAAAAGACAGGGUUCGGUCGAGCAAAGAACUUUAAGAACGGAAGGAAAAUAAAAAGACGAAAGAAAUGCCUGUUCAUGGGGAACGCAGCUGUACCGCAACGACGGAAUACCGGGCCUGGACGAAAAUCGUUCCAAGUGAUUGUGGCCCGUAUUCGUCAUCCUGGGAGACUUUGGAUGCACGUGGCCUUUGGUUCUGGCAUUCGGAGGCGUGAGGCCGCCUCGGACAAGGAACCGCGAAACCCACAGGUCUGGUACACCAAGGACGAGAAGGAGUACCGGACAUGCCGUUCAGGUAAAGCUCUUGAUAGUGAGAAAACUUGUACCAGAAAGGCCCUAGAAGGACCUCCCCAGUAACAAGCAACUCUCUCACCAUCCAGAGUUACCCGAGCCAUGCGUUAAGUCGUGAACCCCCAAAAAUACGUCGAAGAACGAGAUAGAGCAAAUUGCGAAGGAAAGAGGCAUAUCCGAACAGCGCCCCAACAAAUCGACAGCGAUC